AUGACCUCCGCCUUUAGAGGCUCGCAGAGAUUAGCUCCGGUUUUGACACACCGUUCGGGGAAUGCUUCAUCAAGUCUUACCGAUAUCACGGGUUCGCAAGAGAAGUUUCAGCCGUUGAGUUUUCCGUUUAAAUUCCGCAGCGAAGCAGACUUGCGAUACUUUCAGAUCGCCCCAGAUUGUUUCGACUCCGGGAGGAGUUGGAAGCUUGAGGCACAGAUGCCAGCAGCCCUGAAAGAGCUGAGUAUGGAGAAGUUAGAGUUAGGAGGAGCCAGAAGGUGUCGGACAGCUUUCGAGCAUAUCCCCAAGAAGGUGUUGAUGGAAAUCUUGAUCAGAUUGCCAGCGAAAUCAGUGAUGAGGUUCAAGUGCGUCUCAAAGCUCUGGUCUUUACUUAUCUCCUCUAGCUAUUUCACAAACUUUUUCCACAAGACUAGGCAAUCAUCGCGUUUGUUUAUGUAUAUUGUGAACAACGAGAAACCUUCUGACUAUAUGUUUCUCUCAACAUCACCAAAUCCGGACUCAGACAAGUCCAUCUUGUCACUCGACCAUGUUCUGGACAUGCCGGUAUUGGGAGGGCACUUUGUGAGUGGUAUUCGUGGCCUUCUCUGUCUCAGAACUGAGAGAAGAAUGCAAAUCUGUAACCUCACCACCAAGCAGCUCGUGGAGUUGGAGUUGUUCCCAAUAGACGACGACGAUAAUGUGUGGAUCUAUUUUGGGCAUGACCAUGUUCGCGAUGAAUACAAAGUUCUUAACAUAGUUUGGGAGUUUAGCAAUGAUGGGGAGAAAUUACUAAGAUCUUCCGAGUAUCAGGUAUUGGUACUUGCUCCUCAAGCUUCAUGGAGAAAUACUCAAAGCAGCUUCAUUCCUCCUCCUCAUCUUCCUUGCACAAAAGGUAUCUCCAUCAAUGGUGUUUUGUAUUAUAGAGCUCAGAUUGAUCGUAGUGAUACCUUUGUGGUCAUGAGUUUUGACUUGACUUCAGAGGAGUUCUCUUUGAUAAAAUGCCCCCUUGACGUCAUCCCUCGCCCAGCUCUCAUGAACUACGAAGGGAAAAUAUCACUUUUUGAUGUCUUUGAGUAUAGUGUAGACAUCUGGACAUUGGAGGAUGCAGAGAAAAGUAUCUGGUCAAACAUGAAGUCUUUUGUUUUGACCAUUUCGGACAUGGAUUUUGUGAGUUGGUCUCGCGUGUGGAGGCAAGGCACAAGUCGUAGCGGCGAGGUAUGGUUGGGAAAAACAAAUUUCGAUAGGGAUCUCUUUAUCAGUUAUGAUUUGGAGAGGAAUAAUAUAAUUAAAAGGAUUGAGAUGAAUCCAUUGUUUAAUCAGACUGAAGAAGCCAUGUAUAUAUUUUUUUGGGAUGACAUGGAGAGCAUUAUGUAUUUAGAAACCUAA
Messenger RNA from Brassica oleracea var. oleracea, 1383 nucleotides. Its product is annotated as putative F-box protein At3g52320. The record is from RefSeq and is a predicted model, not a curated record. Bases 1 to 1383 code for a protein of 460 amino acids. Gene Ontology annotation, molecular function: protein binding. Lineage: Eukaryota; Viridiplantae; Streptophyta; Magnoliopsida; Brassicales; Brassicaceae. The transcript has 3 exons.